AUGGAGGAUCAUGAUGCACGUCAGGGGGAAGGGACUGAAGUGGUGGAGUUUGGUACUGCUGAAGAGCCCCAGAUCGUCUCAGGGAGGCGAGCAAAGGCCAUCAAGGAUAAGAGAAAGAAACUGAAGCCCGGAAGCUUUGAGACGCUGGGCUUGAGUCCAGUUAUUAUCAGGGGCAUCAAGAGGAAGGGAUACCAGCUGCCAACCCCCAUUCAACGGCGCACGUUACCCCUGGCUCUGACGGGCCAGGACGUCGUUGGCAUGGCAAGGACAGGCUCUGGAAAAACGGCAGCCUUCGUUAUUCCGAUGCUUGAAAGGUUGCGGGAGCACUCCCCGAGGGCUGGGGCCAGAGCACUCAUACUGGCUCCCACCCGUGAGCUGACCUUGCAGCUGCACAAGGUCGUUAAAGAACUCAGCCGCUACACUGACCUCCGCACAGCGGUUCUCGUGGGAGGCGACUCCAUGGAGGCUCAGUUUGCUGAGCUAGCUGCCAACCCAGACAUCCUUCUUGCAACCCCUGGCCGGCUGAUGCACCACUUGCAGGAGGUGGAAGGCAUGAGUUUGCAGACUGUGCAGUACUGCGUCUUUGAUGAGGCAGACCAGCUGUUUGAGAUGGGUUUUGCUGAGCAACUGAGGGCAGUUCUUAGCAAGAUGGGGGAUGCGCGCCAGACACUCCUGUUCUCAGCCACCUUGCCUGCAGCCCUUGCAGAAUUUGCAAGGGCUGGGCUAAAGAACCCGGCAUUCGUGCGACUAGACGCUGACACAAAACUAUCCCCAAACCUGCAGCUCUGUUUUGCCUGCCUGCGGCAGGAAGACAAGACAGCCGCCCUGCUGUGGCUCUUGCAUGAAGUCAUCCCCGAAGGCUCCCCAACUCUCAUCUUCACAGCCACACGGCACCAUGUGGAGUUCCUACACACGCUGCUUACCCGUGAAGGCCUCAGGAGUGCCUGCGUGUACGGCCAAAUGGAUCAGGCUGCUCGUCGCAUUCACAGUGGCAAAUUCCGGGCGGGCCAAGUGAACAUCCUCAUCGUGACAGACGUGGCUGCGCGCGGCAUUGACAUCCCGCUGCUGGACAAUGUCAUCAACUAUGACUUCCCUGCCCGCCCCAAGCUCUUUGUCCACCGCGCCGGUCGGGCAGCACGCGCUGGACGGUCCGGGACCGCCUACUCACUGUUCACGCGAGAGGAGCUGCCAUACCUGCUGGACCUGCACCUGUUCCUGUCUCGCGGCGUGCAACCCGCACCCGUUGCGUCACUUGCCCAGGCCGCUGCAGUUGCUGGCGGCGCAAGCAGUGAUGUCUCCCUGUAUGGGACUUUCCCUCAGGCUGCGCUUGAGGACAAUGCAGAGCGCGUGCGGGCGGCUGUGGCCAACGCCUCAGAGCUGCAGGGCUUGCAACGGUCUUGCGCCAAUGCCUGGCUACUGUACAAGCGCACGCGGCCGGCAGCCUCACCAGAGUCGGUGACGCGGGCCCGCAGCAUGCCCGCAGCUGGCGUCCAUCCAGAUCUGGCCGCAGCAUGCCCCCAGUCAAGCCUUGCGGGCCUGGAGGCUCAGGAGGACAUGGCCAACAUUGCUGCCAGGCUGCGAGCCUAUCGCCCAUCAGCCACCGUCCUGGAGGCCGAAGUGGCACCGGCCAGGCGGGGCGAGGGCGCCGGCUGCAUGUCGGGUCCCGGCAUGACAGCGUCGCAUGGGCCGGCCGGUUUCCUGGAGGUCAUGCGCCUGAAACGCGGCAGGUCCAAAAGGCAGCAGGAGAACAAGGCAGCAGGCGAUGCAGUAAGCCAAGGUAGUGUGGACCCUGCAGCACUCCGCAGGGCGGCCAGUGAAGCGGCAAGGGAGGGCGACCAGGCACUGGAGCAAGGGCGCUUCCGCGAUGCAGAGUGCUUCAUAGCCAGCACCAAGUCGUCGCGCUACGAGGAUGAGGGGUUCGCAGUGCACCGCAGCGGUGGAGACGACCUGAUGUCAGCAGCUGUCCUGGACCUCAUGGAGGAUGACACGGCGGGCAUGGCAGCGCAGCAGCGAAGGUUCCACUGGGACAAAAGGAAACGCUGCUACAUCCAGCUGCAGCCCAAUGAGAAGGUGCAGGCAGGGAAGAGGAAGCGCACAGAGAGCGGGAAACUGGGUCAAAAGGGGAGUCAGCCAUCGGGCCUGUAUAAGAAGUGGGUGCGCAGCAGCAAGAUGCGUGUGCCUGCUACUGGGGAGCUGCCUGAUGCGGGUGUAAAGGAUACAGCAAACUUGUCGGACAGAUUCAAGAUGGGUGGUCGAGGCUGGAAGAACCCCUUCAAGAGCCAAGGACCAACAGCUCACAUCCGCGAUGAGCUGAAGAACCAGGACCAGGUGCGCAAAGAAGGCAAGCUCAAGAGGCGCAAAUUGGAGGCAGUCCAGCAUGCAUCCAAAAAGAAGAAAAGCUCAGGAAAAAGGAAAAUCUAGCAUUUAUGUUUGGGCUUGACCGAAACAAUGUCUAAAUACUGCUUUCAGUGAAGGAAGUUGACCCUUGUAUGUGAGAGUUCCAACAAGCGCCCGUAAGAGACAAUGGGAUGUGAGCAUUCAAUGUGAGCAACAAGUUGUGCCUAUAAUUCAUCAGAACGCAUAUUAAGGCUGCAUUAUGCUGUUAGAUCAUGUUACUGUGCAUAGGUAUCCAAUAUGGUACUUUACUAACUCCUGGCAUGUCCGACAUGAGUCAUAUGGAGGCUCUAAAAAUGUCUUGUAAUCUUGAAUUAGUACACCUCUUAGUAAGAGGCUCUUACAUGCUUUGCAAAUGUUCUUAUUAUAUACUUUGGGUUGCCAUGCUUAUACUCAAGCACUAGCAAACUUCCGCCUUAAGGUUCUAUAAAAAGUAUGAUCUAUUUCCCUGAGGUUGCAGACAACCUUGCGGACAACAGUAAAGAAUCCUCUCCCAAAACAAUGAUUGAAUUGCACAUUCUCCCGUCGUCAUUAUCAUCACAAACUAUCGCCACAACACAAUUGCAGACCCUGAGGCCAAUAGCCAUCACAUGAUAAGAGACAGGUGAACACACACGAGACCAUCACAGAUAUCCUUAUUGCGAGAAAAAACAGGAAAAUUCACGCGUCAACACUCUGAAACUCUGCCACCUCAAAGCAACCGCGAGUGACCGAUGUCGUUUACAGAUCAGAACGUGAUCAACAUCGGUUGGAGGCCCACUGGCAGUGAGCCCUACUGACAAGGCAGACCUUCCAAGGUCCCUUUGGGAAAACAUAUCUGGUACAUUGUCUUUUGCAUGGACACUGCUUUCCUGGUCAAAUUGUCUUGUGCAGCACACCCCAGCUGACGGCUUCGUGGGUCCAGUCAAAGGGAUGCCAUGCUGCUUUCUCCGCUUUGGCCAACAUACUGGGCUUGCUCCACCAAUGACUCGACGCCCUCAGCAUACAUGUCCAAGUACUGGGGGACUUGAAGGUAAAAGUCGUUCAUGUCCAGGGCGUCUUUUGGGAGGUCCUGGAUGAACCAAUCGUGCAUCUUGAUGUCCUCCAUGGAGAGGCGCGCGUUGGGGUCAGCCACCAGCACGCGUGUCAGCAGGUCCACACACUCUGAGCUCACGGGGAUGUCCUCCGGCACCACAUACUGCGCCUUCACGAUCUUCUUGGCGUAGUCCCUCUCCCGCGCGUUGAAUGGAUACCGCCCAAACAGCAUCGCAUACAAGAUGAUGCCACAGCUCCAGAUGUCCGCCAUCUUUGCAUCAUAGCGAUUGCUGCCAUAGAUGAUCUCUGGCGCCAUGUAGAUGGGGGUCCCAACCCCAGUCUUUGCUGAUGAGUUCAUCUCAUGCUUUGAGUACCCAAAGUCACAGAUCUUCAGCAGGGGCCUGGUUCCAUC
Messenger RNA from Coccomyxa subellipsoidea C-169, 3820 nucleotides. Its product is annotated as DEAD-domain-containing protein. The coding region runs from base 1 to 2421 and encodes 806 amino acids. The transcript is spliced from 15 exons. Gene Ontology annotation, molecular function: ATP binding; RNA helicase activity; RNA binding. The record is from RefSeq and is a predicted model, not a curated record. Lineage: Eukaryota; Viridiplantae; Chlorophyta; Trebouxiophyceae; Coccomyxaceae. Gene Ontology annotation, cellular component: nucleus.